Aspergillus costaricaensis CBS 115574 is the source of this 480-nucleotide messenger RNA. RefSeq lists its product as uncharacterized. The coding region runs from base 86 to 349 and encodes 87 amino acids. The record is from RefSeq and is a predicted model, not a curated record. Lineage: Eukaryota; Fungi; Ascomycota; Eurotiomycetes; Eurotiales; Aspergillaceae. The transcript has a single exon.
UUUGAACACCACAAUCGGCCAGCACAGGCGGUUCCAUCAAUUUGCCCAAAGAGCCCACAGGGCCAGGAGAUGGCUAUACCAUUCUAUGCAGCAGAAAGAAUUGACGAAUGCUCGACAGCAGAUUGAAAUGCUUGGGCGGAGCCUGGAUGGUCAGGUGAUGCGAUUCCUACCAAAGGGUGUUAAAUGGUCAAUCAGUCUCCGUGACCGCGCGGACGUGGCGAGAGUCUUCGUGGCCCUGGUGAAGCAUUGGUUAUCUAAGACUGGUGGGGAAGAAGCUUUGACCAGCUGGGGAACUAUAAGGCAGCUUGCAAGCGCUGAGAAACCGGCCAAGAUAGCUGAGGCAGAAUAGAUCAUGAGAGAAGAUGACUGGAUUCUUCAAUGGUGGUAGAAGCAUGGCCUUUGGAAAACCGGAACCUGUCUCGUCUAUCCAUUCCAGUGAUGAUCCUCGAUGGACCAAACCCCCAGUAGCUAGUUUUCUAG